AUGCAAUGGGCUGACCUGCGAGGGCUGAGCAGCUCGACCCGAAGAGUUGCACGGAUGACCACGACGACAGCGACCCGACGACAGCUCCCGCUGCUGCUCCCAUUACUACGUACCCCAGUCUCGUCGUCGCGAUGGUCAGGAGGAAACAAUCGGGCGUUCUGGACGGGUCCCCGGGCCCUUGCCGGCGAUAAAGGAAAAAGAAACAAGAAGAAGGACAACUCGCCGUCGAUAUUCGAAGAGAUAUUCCCAGACGAGGACACUUCGUCCUUCCCUUACCGGCGACGCCCGGACAAUGAGUACCAGAUUAGUCGGCAGCCCACCCGCGACGACAAGAAGAAUGAACCUGUAGACAAUGAUGCAGACAAGGUCCGCUUCGUCACCUCAAUCCACGUCGACAAGUCUGAGGCAAGCGUGUACAGAGCGGCCCAAAAAGCCGCCAAGAAGGAGGCCUACUUCAAUAAAAAGCAGCAGGCAAUUUCCCAGAUUCCGGAUCUCCUGCUGCCCACGCCAAAGGGAGACUGGGGCAAAUCUGGACAAGUCGCGUCGAAGAAGGAGGGGCCGUCCCUCUUUGACGAGCUGUUCAAGAGCGAAGAUCCCCCAAAGAUAGCCAAAGAUGGAGAGCAGGUAGUCGAGAGCAGGUCUGUCAAUCACCGUGACUUGCAAGCCUGGAUAGACUCCCUCGUCAAAGAAGACGGGGUCAGUGAGACGGACAGGGAACGGCCCGCGAUGCUCAUCCUCUCUAAUGCCAGUACCAAUCUUUCCGAGAGCGACUUCUACCGUGUGGGACCGCAGGGCCAGCAUCUGGAUGGCUGGAGUGCAUCCAUCAGCAAGGUAAUGCAAGCCUACGACUACAACAGCCUCCAACCGCUAGGCCGGUACUUCAUCCUCUUUGACUCCCACGCCGCCGCAGCAUCCUACCAGAAAGAAGCCCAGCGCCGCCACAGUCUCGCCCGCCGCGCCCAGCAAUCAUCCGUUCUCGGCCCUGCUCAACCGAACGCGGACCAGGUCUUCACGCUUCUGCCCCCGACCAGAGCACCGCUGAGCCUGCACCUUUACAAGGUCAACAAGGCGACCGAAGCACGCCUUGAGACCUUCAGCAUCCAGGGACUGCUGAGCAUGACCCCCGACCCACCCCCGCGCGCCUGCUCUCAGGUGAUUCUUUCACUCGAGGGCGGCACGCUGGACCAACGCUCCUUGUCACAGUGGAUCCGGCGUGAUGCGCGAGAGAGGAACCUGGGCUGGCCAGUGCAACACCUGCGCCCCUAUUUUCCGCCAAAGGUAGACCAGAAGCGUGCGGCGUUUGCCGACGAGACGGAGGAUGCCCCGGAGAACUACGAGUGGGACGAAGACACGGCACCGACGAUAGUGCCCAGCCAGGGUGUCAAGGAUUCCUUGGAUGACACGGCCAGGUCGGCGCUGUUUGUGCUGUCGUUCCCGGAUGUCCACGAAGCGCGACGAUUCGUACGGGCGUGGCAUAGGAAGGAGCUCGUCCGGCCACGAGGCCAGAAUGUGUUGGUGAGCACCCACUUGGUUUGGUAA
Messenger RNA from Colletotrichum truncatum, 1539 nucleotides. The record is from RefSeq and is a predicted model, not a curated record. NCBI's taxonomy places the organism in Eukaryota, Fungi, Ascomycota, Sordariomycetes, Glomerellales, Glomerellaceae.